UAUCUCUAUCAGUCAACUUUGGAGCAUUGGUAAAUGCAGAUGCCCGUAGGUUGAAUCUUCUGCAUGCAGCUACCUCUACAAUUGUUUUGCAGAUUUGUAAUCUUCUGCCAAUUUUAACCUCCAUUUCAAGUUUAACCGUCACUAAACUGAACGUACAACGUCCGUCAUGUGUUUUAACUUUACCAUGUUCUGCUCUGAGAGUGUUCAGUUAACCGCUUUUUCCACUGAAUAAAUUAAAUAAUCAAAAUUCCGAUUUCAACGCUAGCGCAGCUCCAAUUAUCGAAAGAUGAAUCAGUUCUUGGCAAGGUCGGUGAUGAGGCGGUUGGUUAAUUCUGGCAGUAACUGUAAACGUUGCAUAUCGUCCUUGUCAUCGCCGUUGUCUCUGUCGUCAUCAGCGGCGACGGCGGCGGCGGAAGUUCAUAAGCCGAGUAGUGAGUCAGUUGUGAUGAUGAGUGGCAAGCGGCUGGGAUUUUCUGGUCAGUGGUGGAGGAUGAUGAGCUCCGCUAGUGAACCGCCAACGAAGAAGUCAACGUCGUCGUCCACUACGGUGAGGAAGGAGGAUGAGAAAGGCGAGAAAACGAGCGAUGCUUCUGUGGAGAAGAUGGAAAGAAAAAACGACCAAGUUGUUGUUUCCAGCUAUUGGGGCGUCUCGAGACCAAAGAUUACUAGAGAAGAUGGCUCUGUGUGGCCUUGGAAUUGCUUCAUGCCAUGGGAGACAUAUCAAGCUGACUUGUCCAUUGAUCUAAGCAAGCACCAUGUACCCAAGGCAUUCCUUGAUAAGGUUGCUUAUUGGACAGUGAAACUUCUCAGGAUUCCGACAGAUUUACUCUUUAAGAAAAAAUACGGUUGCCGUGCAAUGAUGUUGGAAACAGUGGCUGGUGUGCCCGGAAUGGUAGGAGGUAUGCUGUUACAUCUGAGGUCGUUGCGCAAGUUUGAGCAAAGUGGUGGUUGGAUAAAAGCAUUACUAGAAGAAGCCGAGAAUGAGAGGAUGCAUCUGAUGACUAUGGUGGAGCUAGUGCAACCUAAAUGGUAUGAGAGGCUGUUAGUUCUUGCGGUGCAGGGAGUCUUUUUCAACUUUUAUUUUGUGCUUUACGUGCUGUCCCCCAAGCUUGGACACAGAAUAGUUGGGUAUCUGGAAGAGGAAGCUAUACACUCGUAUACUUUGUAUCUGAAUGAUAUUGAUCGUGGUGAAAUUGAAAAUAUUCCUGCCCCUGCCAUUGCAAUUGACUACUGGAGACUGCCUAAGGAUGCAACUCUAAAGCAUGUUAUUACUGUCAUCCGUGCUGAUGAAGCUCAUCAUAGAGAUGUUAACCAUUUUGCAUCUGAUAUCCAUUAUCAAGGAAAGAAAUUGCAGGAGGCAGCUGCUCCUGUAGGUUACCAUUAAAUCUACAUACUAUUCUCUCUUGCGGAGUUGUUCUGCUUUCCAUAUUUUGUUGUAGAUCAUGGGUCCAUUCUGAAGAUUGGUAAUGAAAUAUCUAGAAGUAGCAGAUGUAAUGUAUGGAUUAAACUACUGCUCAGUUCCUGCAUAGUGGUAUGGUAAAAAUGCGCUAUUGCUCUUCAAAGAGAUGCAAGAUGUUUAUAUUUAAAUGAAAAACCUGGGGAAAGUAUGAGACACUGUGAUACCACCGACAAAAUUUUAUUAAAUGAACCUUUUCGAUUGAA
Nicotiana tabacum (common tobacco) is the source of this 1662-nucleotide messenger RNA. RefSeq names its product ubiquinol oxidase, mitochondrial. Gene Ontology annotation, molecular function: alternative oxidase activity. Gene Ontology annotation, cellular component: mitochondrion. Lineage: Eukaryota; Viridiplantae; Streptophyta; Magnoliopsida; Solanales; Solanaceae. Gene Ontology annotation, biological process: alternative respiration. The record is from RefSeq and is a predicted model, not a curated record.